Anthostomella pinea is the source of this 1482-nucleotide messenger RNA. The record is from the annotation of a GenBank genome assembly. NCBI's taxonomy places the organism in Eukaryota, Fungi, Ascomycota, Sordariomycetes, Xylariales, Xylariaceae.
AUGUCUGUGGCACGGACGCUGCUGUGCACCAACUGGACCAAGUAUCAUCAUGUCAGCACGAACGGCGACGACGACGAUACACAAUUCUUGCACAAAUACAUACAGUAUCCGCCCUCUUUCCUGGUAUUCUGUGCGCACUUCUUCAAGGUCGGCGUCGAGACAUCGCUUGCUGAAAUGUAUCGCACGCAGAUACAGAGACGGCUCGACCGCGUGUACAGCGAUCUAGGUCCCAACGAGCGGCCCUUCCUCGAACAACAGGCAAAUUACUUCGUCGACAUGCGAAAGCUCGGCGAGGCUAUUCUUGGUCAGUUCGCCGUGUACUGGGAUAUGCAGGCCAACCCAGGCCCUCAGACCCUUCAAGCACCGAGAUUUUCGCUUCGACCGGGACGGGGUAGGUACCCGGAGGGCCUCGCGACCGGCCCUGAGGAGUUGCAGUUCCGAGGAGGUCCCUGGGUUUCGGAUGACAAAGGCACUGUCGCGUGGUCUUAUAAUGUACACGUCGGCUUGUGGCCUCAAUUAACCACUAUUAUAUCGCAACUGUCACUGUGCGAUGACCCGAGCUUGUUCCCUUGGUGCUAUUUCCCACAGCCGCCUGCUCAGACCCAGGACAUGCUUCUCGCUCCUCCGCAGUCCACAAUGUCGACCGGCACCGCUCAGCUCAUGGAUCUGGAUGGUCCAGUAGGUCCUUUACCACCCCCUCGCAAUCCACUGGUGGCGCUGCCCCAGUCUCUUGACAUGCAGACUCUUGACCUGCAGAUUAUGCAGUCUCUUGACAUGCAGUCUCUUGACAUGCAGCAGCUACGUGGUAUAAACCCAGGGGCGGAUCUAACCCCUACGCCUGUAUCUCAAGCAUACUCAGAUGGUCAGGCUGCGAACGGAGCAUCAGCACCAGCAGCGGCAGUACCAGACGUAUACGAUUCCACGCCCUAUCCGCAGGAAUCCUUUGCGAACCUCCCCAAGACGUAUGGUGAACAUGUUCAAUUAGAAGACAUGGUAAGCCUUGACCUGAUGCUCCCCCUGGACCCCCUACCACCGCAGAUUACCGAGGACGUGAUGCCAUCGAACCACGAACACGGUGGUGAUCAGGUCGGCAGCGGUGAAGAUGACACUGGCUUUCUUAACGCAGCGGCUGUGCCAGACGUAUACAAGUCCAUGUCCGAUCCGCAAGAAUUCUUUGCGAACGGCCCCGAGCCGUAUGGUGAAUAUGUCCAAUUGGGAGACAUGGUAAACCUCGACAUGGUAGACCACGACAUGGUAGACCACGACAUGGUAAACCUCGACAUGGUAAACCUGGAUAUGGUAAACUUCGACAUGGUAGACCCCGACAUGGUAAACCUACCCCUGGACCCCCUACCACCGCAGAUCACCGAGCACGCAACGCCGGCGAUCCCCGAACACGGUGGCGACUGGGACGGCGGCGAUGAAGAUCACACAGACGUUAUUGACGCAGCGCACAGUGUACUCGAUGAGAUAGGCUGGUGA